This is a messenger RNA of Fukomys damarensis (Damara mole-rat), 1900 nucleotides long. RefSeq names its product SH3 domain-binding protein 5-like. Gene Ontology annotation, cellular component: cytoplasm. The record is from RefSeq and is a predicted model, not a curated record. Bases 828 to 1541 code for a protein of 237 amino acids. Gene Ontology annotation, biological process: negative regulation of protein tyrosine kinase activity; intracellular signal transduction. Lineage: Eukaryota; Metazoa; Chordata; Mammalia; Rodentia; Bathyergidae. The transcript is spliced from 5 exons. Gene Ontology annotation, molecular function: protein kinase inhibitor activity.
CCGGGGCAAGAUGGCAGCACUCUUUGUGAAGCCAUUAUCUAACCUCCGUUGUAUUUCUGGUUCUCAUCUAACCGUGAAGGACUGUCGAUGUCCAUCGCCUGCACUAUUUUUCCUCAGAAUAACACACUAUUUUACUUUCAUUCAGUCUUGUUGGAGGAUGGGUUAGAAGCAAUGUUAGGCGAAGCUGAAAACGGGGCUACCAUGGUGUACGGAAACCGACCAAUGGGCGUGUAGAAGAUUGCUAUCUGGGCUGGGUCUGCGCGGGAGCGUGGAAGGGCAUGCAUGUUACGCCCUGACGUAUUUCCGUUUCCGUCUAUUUCCCCGUCGCGUUUGGUUGGACCGGCUUGUUGCGGGGAGGGCGGGGACAGAUUGUUUGGUACUUGGGAUCUCAGUGCACUGAGGGUAAGGCGAGCUCCUCGGAGACGCUAAGACGACGCCUCUGCCCGCGCCCGGCUUUCUCUGCACCGCCCCCAGCCUGUAGGCGCGCCUGCCUCGGCCUCCCGAAUGGUGCCCCCCUGUGCAGGCCUUGGCCCAUCAUACAGCCUUCCUCUGCCCCCUGCCUCGGGGCUGUGGCUUCGGAGACUCCUGGUGGACUCCCUGUGGUGCGGAGGGCAGAGAAUCUGCAUAGAACCCUUCACUCCAGGAACCCCGGGCAGCCGGACUCGCGGCCUCUGACUGCGAGUGACCUUCCUGUGCGCCCUGGUCUGCCGCCUUUUGAGCCAAGAAGCCUGUCCUUCCCGUCCAAAGCCCAGGAAGCCCCAAGCUGAGGCCCUGGACCCAGCAUGUCGGUCUUGUCUUGUGCUUAGGGCUCUGCCCUCCCCGGGCCGAUGGCAGAGUUCAGGCAGGUCCCAGGGGGGCGGGAGACCCCGCAGGGUGAGCUGCGGCCGGAGGUGGUGGAGGAUGAAGUCCCCAGGAGCCCAGGGCCAGAGGAUCCUGGCGGCCGUGGCAGCAGUAGCAGUGAGUCCAAGUUGUCACCAAGAGAGGAGGAAGAACUGGACCCUAGGAUACAGGAAGAACUGGAGCACCUGAACCAGGCCAGCGAGGAGAUCAACCAGGUGGAGCUUCAGCUAGACGAGGCCAGGACCACCUACCGGAGGACCCUGCAGGAGUCCGCCCGGAAGCUCAACAUGCAGGGCUCCCAGCUGGGCAGCUGCAUCGAGAAGGCCCGGCCCUACUAUGAGGCGCGGAGGCUGGCCAAGGAGGCGCAGCAGGAGACACAGAAGGCGGCGCUGCGCUAUGAGCGGGCCGUGAGCAUGCACAACGCCGCCCGCGAGAUGGUCUUCGUGGCUGAACAGGGCGUCAUGGCUGACAAGAACCGCCUGGACCCCACGUGGCAGGAGAUGCUCAACCACGCCACCUGCAAGGUGAGCCUCCCCGCUGCCCGCCUUGUGGGGCUGAGGCUGAUCCCGCGUGGCUCAGGACCUGGGCUGUGCUGGGCGGCUGGGCCAUGGUGCUCACACCUAUGUGGUGCAGUUGGGGGUCUUGGCUCUGCGAGGGGUGUGCGCCUCGUUUUCUCGGUGUUGCACUUACUGCACAGUUAACAGAUAAUAUCGCCCUGUGGCCCAGUGUGUGGUGGGACUCUGUGCUGUCCUACUUCGGAACCAGGGACCCUUGGCCAGCCAGGCUCCUUUCCUGUCAGCUGGGAGCUUUGCUGUGUGCCUUGAUUUCUGAGGUGCAACUUACGUAUGGUCUCCAAGGUCAGAAAGCCUGCGAGGGCCUCCAGCUCGGGUUCCUCUCAUCUUCAGCCACUCCUGUGGCAGCCAAUCCGGUCCCGUGUCCCUGUCCCCCUCCAGCACCCCACCCCUGCGCUCUGUGCAAGACUGGGGCCUGGGGUGCAGGGAGGAGAGCGCUGAGCUGCAGGGACUGGUCACUGCAGAGCUCACACCAGGGGCAGCAGGUC